Molecule: messenger RNA, 2388 nt
Organism: Neurospora tetrasperma FGSC 2508
Lineage: Eukaryota; Fungi; Ascomycota; Sordariomycetes; Sordariales; Sordariaceae
Exons: 2
Coding region: 1-2388 (795 amino acids)
Biological process (GO): protein polyubiquitination; positive regulation of proteasomal ubiquitin-dependent protein catabolic process; ubiquitin-dependent protein catabolic process
Cellular component (GO): ubiquitin ligase complex; cytoplasm
Molecular function (GO): zinc ion binding; ubiquitin protein ligase activity; ubiquitin conjugating enzyme binding
Source: RefSeq, a predicted model, not a curated record
AUGGCUGAAUUCACCUCAGUAUCGUUGUCGUCGGCCCAUCUGGUCGGCACCGUCGCCAACUCACCCAAACUAGACGAGUCCGAGUACCUCCGUGAGGUUUUCGGGAUAACGACUGAAGAUGCCACCGCCACUGAGGCCGAGAUCGAGGAGAGCUUGACGGCAAAGGCUUCGAGUCUGGGAAUCGAUGUCUCGAACCUCACUGACAGCCUGGGAAAUCCCACUGCCUUGAACGCCACAUCAGCGAGAAGCAGCACUCUCGUUGCCCACCAGCGCUCCAACACAAUAUGCUCGAACGACAGUACCACCGGCACCGAAACGGCCACAGGCACCGAUAAUGAUAUGGCUUCGAACUCGUCGGCAGCAAUGCCGGCAACUCUCACACAAUCCACGACCAGGAAGAGGUCCAACACCGUCAACUUUUCCCAGUAUGAGAAGUAUUUGACGCAGCUGAAACCCGCGCUUCACCAACCAAAGUUUUCCAACCCAGCAGCGCCCACAAGGCGGCCGUCGCACAACAUCUUUGGCUUUGGGCACUUCAAGGGCGUCAGGGAGCUCCGGCGCGGCCUCACAGGCAGGUUGAAGAGGAGGAAAACGUAUCCGGCGUUAUCAAUCGUGAUCUGCAUAUGCUGCCGCGAGGAAUUUGCCCAAGAGAACCACCUCCUCCAGACGCUACCAUGCGGCCACACCUACUGCCAGAACUGUCUGGCCGUCAUGAUCAACCAAUCCACCACCGACGAGUCCAAGAUGCCUCCCCGCUGCUGCACCCAGCCCAUUCCCAGCUCCAUCAUCAAGACGAUCCUCACCCGCGAGGAGCAGCAGGCCUUCCUCAAGGCCGUCCUCCAAUACAGCACGCCCUGGGAAUCCCGCAUCUUCUGCCCAAACCCGGCCUGCGGCGAGUUUAUCCCGCCUAGAGCCAAGCUCGACCCCAAGCACCCCUUCGAGACCAUGUGCAAGACGUGCAAGAUGCGCGUCUGUCUAAUUUGCAAGCGCAGCGCCCAUCGGCUCGGGCAGGAUUGUCCCGAGGACAUUGAGCUGGAGACAGUGCUAAAGAUGGGCGAGAAAUCCGGGUGGCGUAGAUGCUACAAGUGCCGCAACCUGGUUGAGCUCACGCAGGGGUGCACGCACAUGACGUGCCGGUGCAAGGCUCAGUUCUGCUACAUUUGCGGUGCCGUAUGGGAUCCUGUUGUCGGGUGUCCCAACUUUUGCAACGGCGAGGAGGAGCUCGAGCGGCGCAGGAGGGAGGAAGAGAUGCGCCUCGCGGAGCUGGAACUGAAGAAGCGGGAGCAAGAAGAGGCGGCUGCGGCGGAGGGACGGGCGCAACAAGCAGCGGAACGGAGGACGCGAGAAAGUGCGGAGUUUCAGGCGCUAAGAGAACAACAAAACCAUGAAAUGUCCAGGGUUUUGGCGUACGAGGCUAGGAUGCGGAAAGACAUGCGGACAAGGCAGUCGGAGAAGAAGAAGGCGCUACUGGAGAAGUACGCGGAGCUCACAGAGAAAAUGAAGGAGCGCCAUGCGAAAACAGAGCAGCACCUCGAGGACCGGCAGAUCGAGGCCGAGAUGGAACUCCGCUCGUCGCUGGACGCUUCGGAACGGAGCAUCAAGAUACAGCUCAAGCACAUGGAAGCCUACUGCAAGACGCUUUCGCAAGUUGAGGAAGUAAGCGAGAAGGACCAAGCCCUACAGGACUCGAAGAUGCCUUCCAGGGAGGUCACCCAAAAACACCUCGACCAGCUCAGCGAGCAAUACCGCAUCCGCGACGGCAUGGAGAGACGGCACCAAGCCCAGAUCAACGUGCUUCGCGAGAAGCAAGGCAAAAAGAUGGAGCAGUUACUCGAUCGCCACGAAGACGAGAUGGAAGCCCUUCUCCACAAGAAAUCCGAAGAACUCGAGGACCUCGCCGUCGAGUUCGCCAAUGAGGCAGACGCCGUCUCCCGCACAUUUGCCCAGAGGAAGGUCAAGCUGCAGAAGAGAUGGCUGCUUAGCGUGGAGAUUUUGAGGAUAGAGCAGGAGAAGAAGACUGGGAUGCGGUACGCUUCCAUGGCUGUGCCGCAGUGGCCUGCUGCGACUGCGAGUGAGAGCGACACGGAAACUGAAAGCGAAGAAGAGGAGACGACAGCUGCCGCUCAUCUGCAAGAGCAAGAAGUCAUUGAGCUCGCACGACCCAAGGCUGAAGCUGAAAUGAAGGAGGAUGGGUGGCCUCUCAGCAACAACAACGACAACAUCAAGACCACCGAGAUCGAAUUACCCUCAACACCCAAGACGGUGACGCCGGUGGUGACCCCGACACAAGCUCGGUUCGAAGCUGAGCUUCGCAGGUACAGGUCGCGGACCCGGCUGGCGGCUCCGGGGGAAGAAUCACCGCCGGUAUCACCACGUACUACGCGCUGA